AUGUCAGCAAAAAGUUCAAAGAAACGUCCAAAAAUACGCUUGUUCGACGAUUUUUCAUCAAAUUCGCCAUCUGAAGCAGAUUUAGAUCCCUUCGAGGAUAAUGACGGUGAUUAUGGUUCUGACACGAACUAUGAACCACAAAAUAUAGAAGAAACUGGUGCAUCCAGUUCAUCAGAGGAAAUAUUUUCUAUAAGACCUCGUCGAAUUAUAUCUGGAGGCCCUGUGGCUUCAUCGGAUUCAAGUAAGUCUGAUAUCUCAAUUAGAAGUUCAGAUUCUGAUCAGGACGAUAGAACUAUCGAAAAUGCUGAACCGAUUUCCGAAUCAGUAGACGACUUACCAUCCCUUCUUAUACCUCAACAUGACAAUGAUAUAGAUUCAGAACCAGUGCAAAAUCGGAUAAGAUCUCCUGUACCAGAGGAGAUACCGUGGUUACAUAGCACAGAAGAAAUACCUGAUUUUGAAUUCGAUGUCGAGUCAUAUGGCAUUCAGUUUGACGUUACCUCUCAGACUAGCAUUGAACAAAUUUUCGAUCACGUGUUUCCAAAAGAGUUACUCGAGUACCUGGUCCAGUGUACUAAUAAUUAUGGUACAGCUUUGUGUCAGUCAAACAAACCGUCAACCCGAUAUUCCCGGUCUCAAAAUUUUCGAAAUACUACGACUGUAGAGAUGAAAAAGUUUCUUGGACUUUCGUUAUUACAUGGACAUAUUCGCACUCCUAAACAACAAAAACUAUUUACUUAUGAUGAUCCACUAUAUUAUCAUCCUGUGUUCUCAUAUACAAUGUCUUCGCGGCGAUAUGAACAGAUACUUCGAUGUAUAUGUUGUUCAGAACUGGAUGCAAAAGGCGCAGAAAAGAUUAACAAAUUUGUUGAUUUGUUGACAUUGAAUUUUAGAAAGAUAUACAAACCUGAUAAAGAGCUUAGUUUAGACGAAUCUUUACUAUUGUAUCGAGGCCGACUUCACUUUCGGCAGUACAUAAAGUCCAAAAAAGCAAGAUAUGGGAUUAAAUUCUAUGUCUUGGCAACGGCUGAUGGUUAUGUUCUUAAUAUAAUAAUGUAUAGCGGAAAAGACGAGAAUACCCAAUUGAGAGGUGUAACGAAGCUUGAACGGUUGGUAAUGCGAUUGAUGAGACCGUUUUUAUUGAAAGGACAUCACCUCUUCAUGGAUAAUUACUACAAUUCGGUCACUCUUUCUCAGAAACUUUUUGAUUUGAAAACCCAUACAAAUGGUACUCUUCGUGUUAAUAGAAAAGAUAAUCCAAAGGAAGUAGUGGACAGAAAAUUAAAAAAAGGUGAUCAUGUUUGGGUAAGGAAAAAUAAAGUGUAUGUUAGCAAAUGGGUUGAUAAGCGACCAGUGAUUAUGUUGACCACUAGAGAACACCCCCGUAUUAUAGAAACAACAAACAGGUUUGGGAAAAUAGUUAAGAAGCCUAUUGAAGUAGCAACAUAUAAUAAAUACAUGUCCGGUGUAGAUAGGUCUGACCAGAUGAUAAGUUACUAUUCUUCGCCGAGGAAAACUAUACGCUGGUACAAAAAAGUACUUUUUCAUCUUUUGGAUACCGCUGUAUGGAAUUCCUAUUACUUAUACAAGAAAUUUGUACUGAAAAACCCAAAAUAUGAGUUAUCUUCAUAUCGGGAGGAGUUAAUAAAAAAAUUAAUAGAUUUGAAAGAAAACUGUAAGGGUAAAGAUUUAGUAUUAGAUUUAAAAAAACACAAUAGCAGAAAACACAAUAACCCCCAAAAGAACAUAUUUGCAGAUCAAGAACGAAAAUUUUGGGGUCAUUGGCCCAAACGCCAACCUGCACCUGAAAAUUCUAAGAAAAAAUACUCAUUUCUGAUGUGUAAAAUGUGUUCCAAGAAUAAGAAGAGGGUCGAAACUAGCUACAGGUGCAUUGGUUGUCCAGGACUUCCUCCAUUAUGUCCUGAAUGUUUCCAGGAUUAUCACCAAAUCCUUGAACAGCAAGAACAAUAA
Molecule: messenger RNA, 1971 nt
Organism: Bombyx mandarina (wild silkworm)
Lineage: Eukaryota; Metazoa; Arthropoda; Insecta; Lepidoptera; Bombycidae
Product: piggyBac transposable element-derived protein 4-like
Source: RefSeq, a predicted model, not a curated record